GGUUUUGGGCAUUGUCCUGAUUGGGGCGGUUUCAGGCUUCGCUUCCUUCUAGGGUUUCCCCGUGCGCGUGGGAAAGGCUGCGAUUCAGAGACUUUUGCAUCAAUUUUCGAGGAGAUUCCAUCGGAUUCGGCGACAUGACUUCGUUUCUUUCUGUCGAUUGCUGAAAAGAUGUUUGCUGGAGCUUGAAUCCGCGCUGAGUUUUGUAGUUGUUCCCGAAUGUCUAUUCGAAAUCCGUCGAUCUAGGGUUUCUUUGGCUUCGACUGCAUUUGAGAUCCUUUUAAUAGGAUUGGAAAUUUGGGGUUCUCCGUUGCUUAGUUCCUCUAGAGCUUCUUCUUAUUCAAAAUUUUCAUUCAACCGAUUCUGAUAUUUGAUUUGCAAGAUUGCUGUUCCAUUUUGGAAAAAAUGAUUCGGGGAGCCUUUUUUGCUGCAAUGCCGUUCAGAACUUGAGUGUUCAUCGUAUUUCUGCCCGUAACUUUCUUUAGCAAGGUUCACUACUUUGGAGUUAAGUGUUUUGUAAAGAUGAACCUGGAAAAUGAUAACCUCUCUAGGUGUGUCAGACAUCCGGCUCAGCUCUUCAUUGGGUUCUGUCCGACUUGCUUGGUUGAGAGGUUGUCAAAUGUAGGAACUGCUGAACAGAGUGUGGAAGAGCCUAGAGACACACAGAGUGAAAUAGUUGAGAUCCCAGGGGUAGUUCCUGAUGUCAAGAGUAAAACUAGUGAAAUCAGGACUAGAAAGACUCUCCAAUAUUUGUUUCAACUGGGCGAUGAUUUGGAUGUUGACGGAACUAUACGUCGUGUGCCAGACAAAACUUUGCCAUCGACUUCAAAUGCUUGUGAAUUUGAAAUUUGCACUGAUGAUGGCAAUUGCUCUAAGGAUGCUAACGUCAAAAUCAGCUCUUGUGGAGGAACUAAGAUGAUGGAGAAUGAUGCCAAUUCUUAUGAAGGGAUUACUAUUAGUGCUUAUAUUGCCAAAGAGAUCAGUGACUCCGAAAAGAGGAAGCAAAAGAAUGGAGGUGUAACUCUUUGGCUCAAAUUGAUAUCUGCAAAGAAGGGAUUUUCAUGGAGAACAAGGAGCAUUUCAAAGAAGGAAGAAAUGCCCGAUGGUAAAACUAGUUGUGUGUCUGAGGAUAAUCAGUCAGAAAGCAAUCUUAACUUACGGCAAUCUUGUGACUGGAUGUUAUGUCAUAAUUCGAGCAGGAACUCCUGGGACCCUCCUAGACAUUCAUGGGAUGGUUCAAUGGUGAGCAGGGCGUUGGCAUGUUCAUUUUCUUGCCGUGAAGAACGGGACCAUGAUUUGACAAGAAUUAAGAGAGACAUGCAUGGUGAAACCACUGGAAAAUGCAACCAAACUAUUGGUGGCAUUGGCAGAUGCAAAGUUACUACUAAUGUGGCUACGGCUGAUGAGAAAUCCAUUUCCUCUGAUGGCAUCAUACAAACUCUUUCUGUUGAGAGACUUUAUGAAGCAUCUCAACCAGGGGACGACGUCUCAAGAAUUAGAGGGAAAAAGUCUCGCCGAUUGAGCAAGGUUUGGGAUUGGAAUAUAGGUAAUUCUUUCCGGGACUUGGUAAAAAAGCGUGAUCAUAUAUUGGAGAGGUCUGCAUCAGAGACCUGGUAUGGACGUAAGAGUACUAACGUGGAAAGCAUGGAAAAUAGUGGUGUAUUGCAAAAUAGUGGUUCUGGUGGUUCUUUUAGAGUGAAUCAUAGUAUAUGUCGAAGUAUGAAUGCCGCUAAUGCUGAUAUGAAGUCUGAACGGCGAAUGAAAAAUGAAUUCAAGCUUGGCCGUAGCCGAAGUGUCCAUUAUUCUUCUCCAGGUAACCUUGACUAUGGACUCCUACGCUUCUACCUCACUCCACUGAGAAGCAGUAGAAGAAGUACGAGUAAGGUUAGGAGAAAAAACACACAUUAUUUUGGGAGAGGCAUCUUUGGUUUGUCUUAAGGGUCAUCUUGAAGUUUCUCGACUGGAAAUUUCUAGUCAUGACUCCAGACUAAAUGAUAUCAGCAAGUGAAGAAGACAUUUUAGUGGAUUUUCUUCCUCUGGAUCAUCACUUUGGGGGAAAUGUCUGUUGGAAGCAGCAUUCCACAGUUAGCAAUGAAGAGAAAAAGUGCAACGGUGUCUGCACAACUCUAUUGCAGCUUCCUUGUGUAAGUUCAGCUGCAUUCUAUUUCGAUUUGAUUUAGUUGAUACACAUUAGAUCGCUAGAAUGCCAAAUAACACAUUACUGUCGUAAUCAGUGUUGUUAAUAAAGCAGAGUUGCUGUUAAGCUGUAAUAUUUUGUGCUUCAAGGAGAUUAUAGUGUUGAAAAAUAGUUUUCUAUCA
Molecule: messenger RNA, 2316 nt
Organism: Zingiber officinale
Lineage: Eukaryota; Viridiplantae; Streptophyta; Magnoliopsida; Zingiberales; Zingiberaceae
Exons: 3
Coding region: 520-1935 (471 amino acids)
Source: RefSeq, a predicted model, not a curated record